Molecule: messenger RNA, 1781 nt
Organism: Melitaea cinxia (Glanville fritillary)
Lineage: Eukaryota; Metazoa; Arthropoda; Insecta; Lepidoptera; Nymphalidae
Product: BRCA1-A complex subunit Abraxas 1-like
Exons: 3
Coding region: 129-1337 (402 amino acids)
Biological process (GO): protein K63-linked deubiquitination; attachment of spindle microtubules to kinetochore; mitotic spindle assembly
Cellular component (GO): nucleus
Molecular function (GO): microtubule binding; polyubiquitin modification-dependent protein binding
Source: RefSeq, a predicted model, not a curated record
UUUAAAUAAAAUGACACAAAGGUACACUUGUGACUCAAAAAUAAAACAAUUUAGAAUAAUAGUUCAAUACUUACAUUAAAAUGCUUUAAUUUUUUAGUGAGAAAUCAAUGAACAUAUUGUAAUAUCUAAUGGCUUAUACAGAAAAGGUAUCACUCAAUGGCACUGCUCUUUCGUUUCUACUAUAUGAAUGUAUGAAUUCUGUUAGCAGUCAGGAGGGCUUUUUAAUAGGAGAUGUGACUUCCGAAAUUACAAACCAUAUAUCUGAUUCGCAAAAUGAUAGUGCACGAUUAGACACACAAAUUAUCAUAAGAACAGUUUUACCUUUACCUUCUGUGUCUCUUUUCUAUUUACCAACUGGAACGAUAAAAGAAGAUGUGCUCUCCGAAUUGCUUUCUAAUGUGGCAACUGAAGUUGUAGGAUGGUAUAAAUACAGAAAGAAUAGUAACAUAAAACCUACUUUCCGGGAUAAAUUAAUAUCUAAAGGAUUACAGAAGUAUUUUGAAAAGUAUCAUGGAAAGAAAACUUUUGUUUCCUGCAAUUUAUCAAGUAAAACAUCUUCGGUGGGCUCAACACAUACAGUGAUCUAUCGCUUUGGUAAAAUAAAUUGUUUUGACAUGUAUGAAUAUGUCGAAGAUGUGACGGCUAAUUUAGGUGAAAAACUAACCGGUUAUAAAAAAGCCAACAAGGUAUCACCACAUUGCAUUUUUAAUAAAAUAGUUAAGGAAAGCAAUGUUCAGACUAAUAACACAAAUCAUGCAAUAUUAUCAAUACAAGAAGCUGUUGAUGUGAGGCUUAUUAAAGAAGCUAAAAUUGCUGCUGAGAAUGAGAGCACUAUUAGAGAACUUGAGGCAGAAAUCAAACAAAUGAGUGAUAUUUUAGCAGAUAAGCAAGUGGUCGAUUUAACAGCUGCAUAUAAUAGAAUAAGUGAAGAAAAAUUAGUAAACAGAGAUGUUGAAAUGGCUAAAGCUUGUAUUGAAGCACUAAAAACUCCUACAUCUGUAGAUAUCCUCAGCAUUCCCAAUGUUAAUAUUAAUAGUAAUUCUACCUUAUCAAAUAGUGAAAAUUCAAUUCAAAUUGUUGAAAACAUUGAAAAUGAGCUGAAGGAUAGGAAUCCUAGCCCAAUUGCAAUAGCUUCAAGCUCAUCUCCCUCAUUAAAUUAUGCAAGUGCGCUCAAGAAAAGUUCAGAAUUGGCAUCUACAAGUGCAAGUACUUUUAAAGAUACAAAAUCCAAAAACAAUAGUGAUGAUUUGAUUACAUUUGACGUAGAAGAGAAACAUCAAAAAUCAAUCUUAAUUAAUGACAAUCUCAAUAUUGGUGGUAGCUCACCAGAAUAUUGAAGUGCCUUACAUUUUUUGAAUAUUUUUAACAAGUUACCAUAAAUAUACCAUUAUGUUAUUAUUGUCAGUUUCUUAUUAUGAUAUUACUAACUUCAUUUAAAUUGAGAAGAUUUUUACUUAUUACUUAAGAGUUGCUGUACAGUUGUAUUGUUUAAAAACUCUUGUUUUGAAUCUACAUCUUAUGUAAAAUAUUAUUUUUAUUUUUGUCUUAAUAACUAGUUUUUCAGCAGAUAAGAUAAAUGAAAGAAAUGAACAACUUUAUUUUCUAAUAUUAACUAGGAAUGUGCAACAUUAAGAACUUAAUUUUUCAUUUUAUAAUUGUAAUUAAUCCUACACUGAUAUUGUGAUGGGCUAACGUGUAAAUAAUUACAUUUACUUUAAAAUAUCUCCAUUUGUAAGUGACACGUAGAAGAGUAUUUUUAUAAUAAAUAUCAUCAGAUCAUU